This is a messenger RNA of Protobothrops mucrosquamatus (brown spotted pit viper), 1137 nucleotides long. Its product is annotated as ankyrin repeat domain-containing protein 16-like. The transcript has 7 exons. Lineage: Eukaryota; Metazoa; Chordata; Lepidosauria; Squamata; Viperidae. Bases 31 to 1137 code for a protein of 368 amino acids. The record is from RefSeq and is a predicted model, not a curated record. Gene Ontology annotation, molecular function: protein binding.
CCCUCUGGACCUGCGAUCGAGGGAGGAGAAAUGGCCCACCUCUUUCCACGGCUAAUACGGGAAGGGAUGUUGACCCUUCUCAAAGAAGAGAUUGAAAAAGUUCCUGACCUGGACAGAGACGUGAGGCAGAAGCACUGGGAGAAGUCGGGAGACACCUUGCUCCACUUUGCAGCCAGGCACGGCAAGAUGGAUAUCUUGCGUUACCUCAUUGAGAUCCUAGGCAUGAACAUUGAGCUGGUGAACCAGGACUACAAGCGUCCCCUCCACGAAGCCGCCUCCAUGGGCCACCGGGAUUGCGUCUUGUACCUUCUCGAAUGGAGAGCCACUGUGGACUGCUUGAAAAAAGCGGACUGGACUCCUCUUAUGAUGGCUUGUACGAGGAGGAACUUGGAGAUCAUCGGAGAUCUUGUCCACCACGGAGCCAACCCGCAGCUAAAGAACAAGGACGGUUGGAAUUGUUUCCACAUCGCCAGCCGCGAAGGGGAUCCACGGGUCAUCCAAUACUUGCUGGAUGCUUUUCCGGACAUUUGGGAUACAGAAAGCCGGAUCGGAAGGACCCCCCUCCACACAGCAGCAAUGCACGGGCGCCUGGAAAUUGUGAAAAUCCUUCUCGAAAGGUGCCGCUACAUGCCAGACGUUCGGGACCACUGCGGGAUCACCCCUUUUGUGGACGCUAUACAAAACGGCCACUUGGACGUUGGCCAGGUGCUUCUAGAGAGACACCAGGCUGAUUGUAAGAUCCGAGAUGCUCUCGGCAACCAGCCAUUGCACCGAGCUGCAAUCACAGGACAGGGGGAGGCGCUACGGUUCCUGGUGUCCGAUCUUGAGGUCGAUGUCGAUGAAAGGGCCACGGACCUCGAUCUCACGGCCCUGCAUUAUGCGGCAAAGGAAGGGCACAAGGGUACGAUCCAAUGUCUGCUUUCCUUGGGGGCGUCCUUGCAUGUGAAGGAUAAGAAGCAUCGAACUGCGCUGCACAUGGCUUCUGCGAGACAACAUGCACCCUGCGUGCGUUUCCUCCUGCAGGCAGGUUUAAAGGAUUCUCCAGACGACACCGGGAUGUACGCCAGGCAGCUGGCGAAGAAACCUGACGUUCUCCAGCUCUUUGAGGAGAACAGACUUGGUGGGAAGGAGCAUUAA